This is a messenger RNA of Cygnus olor (mute swan), 671 nucleotides long. RefSeq names its product FERM and PDZ domain-containing protein 2-like. Bases 195 to 593 code for a protein of 132 amino acids. The record is from RefSeq and is a predicted model, not a curated record. The transcript is spliced from 4 exons. NCBI's taxonomy places the organism in Eukaryota, Metazoa, Chordata, Aves, Anseriformes, Anatidae.
AGAAAGAGAGAGAGAGAAAGAGCAAAAGACAGAAAGAGAAAGAAAGAGCAAGACAGAAGCCAAGAAACAGAAGUCCCAAAUAUGAUUACUGUGAAGUUUACAACUAUGAAGAUCUAAACCAUCAGUAUUGGACAAAAAUACAGAAGAUUUCAGACCAUUCUGGAUGCAGCAUCUGUCCAACUUGUACAGCAGCCAUGAGCAGUUCCUGUGUGACACUGGCCGAGGUCCUGUGGGCAAAAGGAAGCCCUUUGGAAGAAGAAGAUAUAUGGGCACUCUUGUACCUUGCCACAGUGCAGCUUCUGGAAGACCUUCACAAAGACCCUGCCAUCUGUGUGCUUUGUCCAUGGUCAGUACUACUGUCUGCUGAAGGAAAUUUGUCCUUCCAAAACAAUGCAUCUCAGACAGAAGCUACCCCUUUCAGCGCACCAGAAUUACUUCACAGGCAGAACAAAAACCAGCGCAUCGGACUACCAAAGAUGUUGGUGUAUUCCCUAGGAAUGACCCUCUACUGGUCAGCAGAGUAUCAGGUUCCUCCAAACCAGGCCAGUAACACAGACAUUUUUGUUUUCUUGUAUUCUGUCUCAUCUUGGUAGGUUUACAGAUCGAGAGGCAUAACAUGAAGUCUCAGUAAGAGGGGGCUUCUUGUUUUGGACCACUAAGAAGAACAUGGC